CCCAAACAGGCAGCACCGCUCUCAGACUCUCCAGGCAGAAAAGCAAGGCACCGAGAAGGAAGUUUCAGUCUUGCAGUUUUUUCUGGGUCGUGGAGAAACUGAAAGAGAAAAUGGCUUUCGGCAAAAGGAAAGCAGAACCCAGAAAUGUCUGCCACAACCGUGAGGAUCAAGAGCUACGGAUCAUCCUUGUUGGGAGGACUGGAGGAGGAAAAAGUGCCACAGGAAAUACUAUUCUGGGGGAAAAGACAUUUGAGUCUCAACUUUCCCAAAAGCCAGUGACCCAGACUUGCCAGAGAGAGGAACGUCAAGAGACGUGGAAGGGAAAGCAAGUCAUUGUCAUUGACACUCCAGCCAUUUUCGACAACCAUGUUCAAGAACCAUGGGUUUCCCAGGAGAUCCAGAAGUGUUUCUCUCUGUGUGAGCCAGGCCCCCACGCUCUGGUGUUUGUGACACAGGUAGGUCGUUUCACCGAGGAGGACAACGUGGCUGUGAAGAGGGUGGAGGAGAUCUUUGGCCAUGAGGCCAUGAAGUACAUGACUGUCUUAUUCACUCGUAAGGAAGACCUAGGCACUGGAAAGCUGAAGAACUACAUAAAGCAGUCAGACAACCGUUCCCUUCAGGAUUUGGUCAAGAGGUGUCAGGACCAUUACUGUUCUUUAAACAACAAAGCAACAGGAAAUGAAAUGAACACCCAAGUUGACAAGCUUCUCCACAAGCUUGUGGAGAUGAUGCAGGGGAAUUUGAAGAAGCCGUACCUGGAGUUUCCCAGGCAGACUAAGAGGCGGUCAAUACGAGAGGCUGGAGAGGAACUUGAAUCGUACUCAGAAAAACCUGCAACAGAAUGUGAGAAAAGGGCCUCCCAAACCACAGAGAAAUCCAAGGAAGAAGAAUGGCAGCUGAUCACUACAGCAGAACCCAGAAAGGUCUUCCACAACCGUGAGGAUCAAGAGCUACGGAUCAUCCUUGUUGGGAAGUCAGGAGGAGGAAAAAGUGCCACGGGAAAUACUAUUCUGGGGGAAAAGACAUUUGAGUCUCAACUUUCCCAAAAGCCAGUGACCCAGACUUGCCAGAGAGAGGAACGUCAAGAGAAGUGGAAGGGAAAGCAAGUCAUUGUCAUUGACACUCCAGCCAUUUUCGACAACCAUGUUCAAGAACCAUGGGUUUCCCAGGAGAUCCAGAAGUGUUUCUCUCUGUGUGAGCCAGGCCCCCACGCUCUGGUGUUUGUGGCACAGGUAGGUCGUUUCACCGAGGAGGACAACGUGGCUGUGAAGAGGGUGGAGGAGAUCUUUGGCCAUGAGGCCACAAAGAACAUGACCGUCCUAUUCACUCGUAAGGAAGACCUAGGCACUUUAAGCCUGGAGGACUACGUAAAGCAGUCAGACAACCGUUCCCUUCAGGAUUUGGUCAUGAGGUGUCAGAACCGUCACUGUGCUUUCAACAACAAAGAGGCGGGAGAGGAAAGCAUCCUCCAGGCUGAACAGCUGCUGGACCAGAUUGAGAAGACGGUGCCGGAGAAUUGCGAGAAGCCACCUCCCAAGGGGCUUUCAGUGAACAGUGUAGAAUGGAAAGCAGAGGAAGGUCAAACUGUCAGAAGAGAAGGUUCUAGAGGAUGCUGGGAGAAGGAUCCUAAAGAAGAGAGAUCAGAUGAAGGAGCUCCGGAGCCUGAGACCCAGAGCCUGAAGGACCCAGAGAUUCGGAUUGUGCUGGUUGGGAAAACGGGAGCUGGGAAAAGUGCCACCGGAAACACGAUUCUCGGCAUGGGGGCAUUUGAGGCGGGCAUCCAAACCGAGUCCUGUCACUUGGGAAUCAGGGAAUGGAAAGGGAGGCGGGCUGUCCUUAUUGAUACUCCAGCUUUUUUUGACCUUGAGAACGACACGGCCAAGAAUUCCCCUGAGGCCCAGCACUGCCUCUGUCUUUCCAGACCAGGCCCUCAUGUGCUGGUACUGGUGGUCCGCUCGGAUCAUCACACAAAGGAAGACGAGAAGGCAAUAGAGUGGGUCCGGAAGAUAUUCGGCAGCGAAGCCAUGAAGUACACCAUUAUUGUAUUCACUAGACGAGAUUUAAAUAGUCGACCAUUGAAAGAGUGCCUGUCAGACCCAGAUUACACCGUCCUUCAGAGCAUGACCAAUCACUGCAAUGGCCGGUGGUGCUCCUUCAACAAUGAAGAGGCAGGAGGAAGCCAGGUGGAGGAGCUGCUCUCAAAGGUUGAAGAGAUGGUGCAGGAGAACCAGUACGGUUUCCUCAGCACCUCUAGAACGGCCCAACUUCCCAGGGUUCCUCCAAGGAAAACUCAGGACGAGACAGAGGUGGAAGAAGAAGAACAAACGGAGAUGCUUGUGGCCGCGCAGGAGGCAGCAGACCUGGGAGGAGACGGCUGCCUGGCUCAAGGGCCUGAAUUGAGGAUUGUACUCGUUGGCAAAACUGGAUCUGGGAAAAGUGCAGCAGGAAACGUAAUCCUGGGGAGUAAAAUAUUCAACUCUUGUCCAUCGUCUUCUUCAAUAACUGCAGUGUGUGGAAAGCAAGAAACUUAUCGUAAUGGCAGGAAAAUUGUGGUUGUUGAUACUCCUGGGUUUUUUGACACGAAAUAUUCAACAAAUGAGGUUACUUGCAAGGAGGUUAAAAGAUGUGUGACGUACAGCUCCCCAGGCCCUCAUGCCAUUAUACAAGUGGUUCAGCUUGGCCGUUUCAGCGAAGAGGAGAAGGCGGUUGCUCAAUUAAUCCAAGAUGUUUUCAGCCUCAGAGUAAAAGCGUACAUGAUCAUCUUGUUCUCCCGAAAAGAAGAUCUGCAAGGCAAGUCUCUCUGGGAUUUCAUUUCUAAUGGAGACAAAGAUCUUAAGGAACAGGUCGCUCAAUGUGGGGGUCGCUGCUUCGCUUUCAACAACAAGGCCGAAGGGCAGGAAAAGGAGGCCCAGGUGUCUGAGCUCCUUCAGAUGAUUGAUGCCCUGGUGGAACAGAACAGAAGUGCUCCGUGUUAUACAGAAGAGAUGCUAAACAAUGACCAAGCAGAAGCAAUUCAGAUGUUUCAGAGGUCCAGACCUUCACAGCAGCUGAUGUGUAACUUGUUCUAAUGCAGAUAACACAGGCCAUUGAAGGCCUCCCAUGCCCACCACUUCAGUCGGCUUCCUGGCUCACAUUAAUCUAGGGCUGUUGAUGAUCAACAUGGAACCCAGAAAUGUAAUGACUCCACCCAGCUAUUUGCUGGACUAGAGACAUUUGCCUGUAGAAAGCACAAGAUGUAUUCCAUUCCUUCUUUUCCCUUUAGCACCUUGCCCUUAUAGCCAGUUCAAGUACAUUUUAACCAAUGCUAUACAAUGCUUUGAUUUCUGCACUUCUUCUGUGUAAUGAGUAUUACUAUUAUUAAACAUACUCCUUGCUUUAGAGA
Messenger RNA from Elgaria multicarinata webbii, 3382 nucleotides. RefSeq names its product GTPase IMAP family member 8-like. The transcript has 6 exons. The coding region runs from base 111 to 3068 and encodes 985 amino acids. Gene Ontology annotation, molecular function: GTP binding. The record is from RefSeq and is a predicted model, not a curated record. Lineage: Eukaryota; Metazoa; Chordata; Lepidosauria; Squamata; Anguidae.